UUUUGCUUGCUUUCUCCUUUGUGUGUGGGCUUUGUAGCUGUAGGGCUAAGCGGGCAUCAUGGCUGCUCAGAAAGAUCUCUGUGAUGCCAUUGUGAUAGGGGCAGGCAUCCAAGGCUGCUUCACAGCAUACCACCUGGCCAAACACGGGAAGAGGGUCAUCCUGCUGGAGCAGUUUUUUCUACCACACUCCCGAGGAAGCUCCCAUGGGCAGAGCCGGAUAAUCCGGAGGGCGUACCCCGAAGACUUUUACACCCAGAUGAUGGAUGAGUGCUACCAGAUAUGGGCCCAGCUGGAGCGUGAGGCUGGGACCCAGUUACACAGGCAGACUGGGCUACUGCUGCUGGGAAUGAAGGAGAAUUCAGAAUUAAAAACCAUCCAGGCCACUUUGUCUCGACAGGGGGUGGAACACCAGUGUCUCUCCGCUGAGGAACUAAAGCAAUGUUUCCCCAAUGUUCGGUUGGCCAGGGGAGAAGUGGGGCUCUUGGACAAGUCUGGAGGGGUUCUCUAUGCAGACAGGGCCCUCAGAGCCCUCCAGGAUGCAAUUCAGCGUCUCGGAGGCCUAGUGCAUGAUGGAGAGAAGGUGGAGGAGAUAAAACCAGGGCAACCCAUCACAGUGAGAAGUACUUCCAGGAGCUACCAAGCCAGAAGCUUGAUCAUCACAGCAGGUCCUUGGACUAACCGGCUCCUCCGUCCCCUGGGAAUUGAGCUGCCCCUCCGGACCCUGCGGAUCAAUGUAUGUUACUGGCGAGAGAAGGUUCCUGGAAGCUAUGGUGUAUCCCAGGCCUUUCCUUGCUUCCUGGGGCUGGGCCUCAGCCUGGCUCCCCACCACAUCUAUGGGCUGCCUUCCGGAGAGUACCCAGGGCUGAUGAAGGUCUGCUAUCACCACGGCAACGAUGCAGAUCCUGAGGAGCGGGACUGCCCGGAAGCAUUCUCAGACGCCCAAGACAUCCACAUUCUGAGCCGCUUUGUUAGAGAUCACUUACCUGACCUAGAGCCCAAACCUGCCAUUAUGGAGCGCUGCCUGUAUACGAACACCCCCGAUGAGCACUUUGUUCUUGAUCGCCACCCGAAGUAUGACAACAUUGUCAUUGGUGCUGGAUUCUCUGGGCAUGGAUUCAAGCUUUCCCCUGUUGUGGGGAAGAUCCUGUAUGAAUUAAGCAUGAAAUUAACACCAUCCUAUGACUUGACACCUUUUCGAAUGAGCCGCUUCCCUGGCCUGUGUAAAGCCCACCUUUGACCCCUGGCCAGCUUUAACCUCUGGCUAUUAAAUGGCAGCCUGUUCCCUUGCCUCUCUUGAGUCCCCUGUCAACAGCGGAUGAUUGAAUCGACCUUCUUUCUCUGGCCAGCUCCCCAUCCCACUACUUUCUUGCUUCCAGAAGGUCAACCAGAUAUUCUAUCAUCACCAAGUAACAAGGACCUUU
This is a messenger RNA of Enhydra lutris kenyoni (northern sea otter), 1421 nucleotides long. RefSeq names its product pipecolic acid and sarcosine oxidase. Gene Ontology annotation, molecular function: sarcosine oxidase activity; flavin adenine dinucleotide binding; L-pipecolate oxidase activity. Bases 59 to 1237 code for a protein of 392 amino acids. The record is from RefSeq and is a predicted model, not a curated record. Gene Ontology annotation, cellular component: peroxisome. NCBI's taxonomy places the organism in Eukaryota, Metazoa, Chordata, Mammalia, Carnivora, Mustelidae. The transcript is spliced from 8 exons.